AUGGCCUCGGACGAUCUUGUAUGGUCCGUUAUUGGCACCGAUUUCUGCAGCUUCAAACUCAAAACCACAAAAGACCAAACUUUCUGCAGAAACGAACACAACGUAUCAGGUUACUGCUCCAAGCAGUCGUGCCCCCUCGCGAACUCACGCUAUGCCACGAUUCGCUCAGAUCCCGCGACCGGCGAGCUGUAUCUAUACAUCAAAGCGAUCGAACGCGCACAUCUUCCGUCGCAAUGGUGGGAAAAGAUAAAGCUUCCUAAGAACUAUAGCCAAGCGCUCGAGAUGGUCGACCAGCACCUCGCAUACUUCCCCAAGUUCCUUAAGCACAAGAACAAGCAGCGCUUGACUCGUCUUACUCAAGUCAACAUAAGGAUACGGAAACUGGCCAAGGAAGAAGAGCGUCUAGGAGAGCGCCUAGUUCCCAGACUGGCACCCAAGGUCCGCCGACGAGAGGAAGGCCGUGAGCGCAAAGCUCUCGCAGCCGCCAAGGUCGAGCGCGCCAUCGAGCGAGUUCUCAUUGACCGUCUGCGUAGUGGCGCAUACGGCGAUCGACCGAUCAACGUUGAACCAAAUGUCUGGAAGCGUGUCAUGCGCGGCCUGCAGAAAGAGGGCCAGCUCAAGGGCGACGAGGAUCUGGACGAAGGCAUUGAGGAGGAAGACGAGAACGAAUACGAACACGAGAUGGAGAACGGUGUGGGCGAAGUCGAAUACGUGAGCGACAUUGAGGGCGAAUCCGACGACGAGAUGGAGGACUUUGAAGACUGGAUAGGCGGACAGAGUCCUGAUGAAGGCUCAGGUGACGAAGACGACGAGAGCGGUAGUGGCAGCGAAGAAGAUGAGGAGGAUGAGUCUGCAGAUGAGGACACAGAGGCUCUCAAAAAGACGCUCGCAAAUCUCAAGCGCAAGCGUCCUGCUGGCCCGCCACCCAAGCCCAAGAAGAAGCCCUCGAAGGACUCAAAAGGUCCGAGACGCGAGAUCGAAUACGAGAUGGAGAGAGAGCCCGCUGCGAGAGAAGCUAUGCGCGUAUGA
This is a messenger RNA of Alternaria incomplexa, 1029 nucleotides long. RefSeq lists its product as uncharacterized. The record is from RefSeq and is a predicted model, not a curated record. Bases 1 to 1029 code for a protein of 342 amino acids. NCBI's taxonomy places the organism in Eukaryota, Fungi, Ascomycota, Dothideomycetes, Pleosporales, Pleosporaceae. Gene Ontology annotation, biological process: maturation of LSU-rRNA; maturation of 5.8S rRNA. Gene Ontology annotation, cellular component: preribosome, large subunit precursor; nucleolus. The transcript has 3 exons.